CUUAGUAAGUUGGCUAAUCUCAAUGUCUGUAGAUCUCGAGCCUCGAACGGCUCCGCCGUAUAAUCACUUCACGCAAAUUGGUGACCCUGUUCUACGGAUUCGUUCGGAUGAAGUUUCACCUGAACGGCUAGACAGCAAGGAAAUCCAUGGCAUUGUGGAUCAGAUGGUAAAAGUGCUCCGGCACUAUGACUGCGUGGGCGUUGCAGCACCCCAAUUGGGUGUUCCACUGCGAAUUAUUGCAAUGGAGUUCCGUGAGGAAAAGCGUGAACAGUUUACGCCCGAAGUGUACCUGCAACGAAAGAUGUCUACUUUACCACUCAGCGUUUUUAUCAAUCCAAAAAUAGAGAUAAUUGGCGAUAUGCAGCACACUCAGCCCGAAGGCUGUAUGAGCGUUCGCGGCUUCUCCGCCCGAGUGGCUCGAUACGAUCGCGUACGAGUCACCGGCAUUGGAAUGCUUGGAACACCUGACGAACUGGAACUUGUUGGAUGGAGCGCGCGCAUAGCGCAACAUGAAAUGGAUCAUUUAAAUGGCAUAAUUUACAUUGACCGAAUGGACGUUUCGAGCUUUACAUGCAACACAUGGGCACGGAUUAAUUCAAAUGGUGGACGUGACGUCAUAACGUUUGAUAAGUAAUUACUUUGAACCAAUUUCUGCAUUUGAAUUCAACUGUUGCUUCGCGCCUAAAUUCCGAGCAGAUGCUGAUUACAAACUAUCGCAAGAAUGGCACUGUUAACUAUCGAUUAAUGUAUGGCAGCCCUGUCUGAAAUG
This is a messenger RNA of Drosophila arizonae, 769 nucleotides long. Its product is annotated as peptide deformylase, mitochondrial. The record is from RefSeq and is a predicted model, not a curated record. Gene Ontology annotation, biological process: N-terminal protein amino acid modification; peptidyl-methionine modification. Gene Ontology annotation, cellular component: mitochondrion. Gene Ontology annotation, molecular function: peptide deformylase activity. Lineage: Eukaryota; Metazoa; Arthropoda; Insecta; Diptera; Drosophilidae.